Camellia sinensis is the source of this 189-nucleotide messenger RNA. Lineage: Eukaryota; Viridiplantae; Streptophyta; Magnoliopsida; Ericales; Theaceae. The record is from RefSeq and is a predicted model, not a curated record.
AUGGGUACUUUGACAAACAUGUACCUGUACUGUAUACUGGUUUCAGCAGCGAGGGUGUUACAGGAGACUUGCGACCGCAUAAGAGGCUUGCACAGAGAGGUUGAUGACCUAAGUGAGCGCUUGUCCGAACUGUUGACUACAACUGAUAGCGCUCAAGCGGCCAUAAUUAGGAGCUUACUUAUGCAAUAG